Molecule: messenger RNA, 1068 nt
Organism: Drosophila bipectinata
Lineage: Eukaryota; Metazoa; Arthropoda; Insecta; Diptera; Drosophilidae
Gene: Peritrophin-A
Product: Peritrophin A
Cellular component (GO): extracellular region
Molecular function (GO): chitin binding
Source: RefSeq, a predicted model, not a curated record
GGAGCGCGGUAUAAAUCUUUUCAGUUGAGUUUGGAACGCAUAACCGUUAAAACGUAUAACCCUCCUGGAGCGGAAGUUUCCAUUUCUUUCCAUCUGAAAACAUGCAGCGUUACCAAGUGUGCAGUGUUCUGGUCCUGGCCUGGCUCGCCAGUGGACAUGCCCUGGCCGUGGGCGCACCCGAGUGCCCCGAGAAGUACGGCGUCCAGGCCUACGCCCACACGGAGAACUGCGACCAGUUCUUCCUCUGCACCAACGGCACCCUGACCCUGGAGACCUGCGAGAACGGCCUGCUCUUCGACGGCAAGGGCGCCGUGCACAACCACUGCAACUACAACUGGGCGGUGGACUGCAAGGGCCGGCAGUGGGAUCCCACUCCCAUCUCCACGCCGGGCUGCGAGUACCAGUUUGGACUGUACGCCGUGUCCAAGGACUGCUCCACCACGUACAUCAAGUGCGCCCACGGAGAGCCCCACGAGCAGGACUGCGACGCCGGCCUGGCCUACGACGAGCGCAUCCACGGAUGCAACUGGCCGGACCAGCUGCUGGACCACUGCAAUCCCGAGGCUGUGGUGGGCUUCAAGUGCCCCACCAAGGUGGACCCCAACUCGGUGGCCGCCCGCUUCUGGCCCUUCCCCAGGUUCCCGGUGUCCGGCGACUGCCACCGCCUCAUCACCUGCGUGGAGGGACACCCGCGCCUGAUUAGCUGCGGCGAGGACAAGGUGUUCGACGAGCACACACUCACCUGCGAGGAUCCGGAGUACGCCAGCGGCAGCUGCGCCAACUACGGCAAAUAGGGCUAUCCGACGAUCGACCCCGAGACGAGGACCCUGUAUAUAUAAAGAAAACUAAUCUGCCUACCUAUGUGUAUAAAGCUCAAAGCCCCAGCUAUCCUACUACUACUCCCUAUCUCCGUUUCUAAAGCGUAUGCUCCUCCAGCGCCCCUCCUGGCACUCCGAAAUAAUGUUUUGUUCUCCACCACCUCUGUUUCAUUUUCCGUAUUAUUAACUUUCUUGUUGUUUGGUCUCCUUUUGUAUAUGAAUCGCAAUAAAGUUAAUUUUAUUUAUUGUA